This is a messenger RNA of Anoplophora glabripennis (Asian longhorned beetle), 2130 nucleotides long. Its product is annotated as zinc finger protein 862-like. Gene Ontology annotation, molecular function: protein dimerization activity. The transcript has 3 exons. The record is from RefSeq and is a predicted model, not a curated record. Lineage: Eukaryota; Metazoa; Arthropoda; Insecta; Coleoptera; Cerambycidae. The coding region runs from base 1 to 2130 and encodes 709 amino acids.
AUGGAUAAGUGGCUAAUAAAAACAAAACCGCAAACAAAUAAUAUAUCCCUAUCCGUUACUUCCACUACAGAAGCAGUGACCAAUAAAACUGACGUAGUAUUAGAGGAUAGUGAGAGUGAGAGUGAAGAUAAUUAUAGUGAUGACCAUACCCAAGAACAGGAAGAGGAACAAGAUAAUUGCAACCUUGCCCCAAAAAGUAAGAAACCAUGGAACCCAAAAAUCAAACCUGCUGAUGUAAUCAAGGAAUUUUCCUGGUUAGACGAUACACUGGAUUAUCCAUUUUGUAAAAUUUGUCUCACAAAAAUAAGUGGGGGAAAGUUUCAUUUGAAAAGGCAUGAAAGUAAAUCUACACAUACCAGACGAGCUCGAGUUGCAAAAAUGACUCCAUUGGUUGAAAUGUAUUUACAAAAGAAAGAUGUGAAAUCGCUUCUCAUAAAAAAGGCAGAAUUAAAAAUGGCUGCAUUUUUGUGCGUUCAUAAUCUGCCGUUCCUAUUACUAGAUUAUUUGCCUUCAUUGCAAAAAAAUAUAUUUCCGGAUUCAGAAAUAUGCAAGAGUGUGCAAAUAAAACGUAAAAAAGCAACUCAACUUGUAGUUGGUACUUUGGCCCCUCAUUUUCAAAAGGAACUAAUUCAAGAUUUAAAAAAUAAUGUUUUUUCUGUAAUUAUUGAUGAAAUGACAGAUAUAAGCAUUGAAAAAUCAUUAAUUCUAAUUGUACGAUACUGGAAAAAUGGUUGUGUAAAAGAUAGAAUUUUAGAUUUAAUAAAGGUGGAAGAUGGAACAUCAGAGGCAUUAUUUACAUCAAUUAUCAAACUAUUUCAUGAGCAUGAGAUUCCAUAUUAUAAUAUUAUUGCAUUUGCAUCUGAUGGCGCCAGUACGAUGAUGGGUAGAGUAUCUGGAGUGCAAGCAAAAUUUAAGGAGGUUGCUCCAAACAUCUAUGUUCAAGUAUGCUUGUGUCACGCAUUACAUUUAUGCUCAUCUUCCGCAACAAAAAAAUUACCAGAUGUUAUAGAGCAGUUUGUGAGGGAUAUAUACUCCUACUUUGCACAUAGUAGUAAAAGGUUGUCUGAAUUAGCAGAAUGUCAGGUUUUUGCUGAAGAAAGACCUCACAAAAUGUUGUAUGCUAGCCAGACAAGAUGGUUAUCUAUAAAGGCGGUGGCUGAUAGGAUAUUGGAUCACUGGAACUCUCUAAUAUUAUUUUUUCAACGUGCUGUACUAGAAGACAAUCUCCCUAAUGCCAGGUCAAUUCUUAAUGCUCUAAGGAAUCCAGUUUAUAAACUCUAUAUCCUUUUUCUUUCAUAUGUUUUAGACCUCAUAGUAAAGGUUAAUUUAGAGAUGCAGUCAGAGACUUCAAAGUUUCCUAUACUGCUAGAAAGAAUGACUUUGUUUUACAAUGUUGUAAUGAAGAACUACAUCAAACGUGAAACAUUAAAGAGUACUUCGUUACACUUAAUUAAUGUGAGCCAUCCACAUAAUUAUUUAGAUUUGAAAUCCAUAUAUUGUGGAGCAAAAACAGAAGCUUUCUUACAGGUUGAAUCUGAGAAAGGGUCAGUUUCUGAAAAAGAUGCUGAAAGUUUUCUGAAGCACGUUUUAGCUUUUUAUGUUGAAUUAAGUACCCAAAUUAAAAAUCGAUUUAAUUUCAGUGAUAAGUAUUUAAUAUUUGCAUCAAAUUUUGCUCCUACUGUUGUAAAAUCACAGAAAAUCCGGUCAAUAGCUACAUUUGUAAAUUUAUUUCCACAAGUGCAAUGUAAUAUAGAAGAUGUUAAUACAGAAUGGCAGAUAUUAAAUGAACAAGACUUGACAAAUUUUAGUAAUGACAUUGCUGAAUUUUGGUGUGCAGUAUUUAAAUUAAAAAAUACCUUGAACGAACCAAUGUUUCCAAAUUUGUCAAAGGUUGUUCAAGUAAUAUUAACAUUACCCCACUCAUCAGCAGCGGCGGAAAGGGGCUUUUCUCAGUUGUCAUUAAAUAAAAGUAAAUUCCGUAAUCGUUUGCACAUAAAAACAUGUGCAGCUAUAUUAAUUGUAAAAGACUAUAUUAAAAAUUGUACAAACAAUGUUAACGACUGGGAACCUCCUCUUGCUUGUUCAAAUUACAAUGAAUCAACACUCAGUUCAGUAUCAGAUGAGCACUGA